This is a messenger RNA of Linum tenue, 222 nucleotides long. The record is from the annotation of a GenBank genome assembly. Lineage: Eukaryota; Viridiplantae; Streptophyta; Magnoliopsida; Malpighiales; Linaceae.
AUGGCGAUAACCAUAGUACUUCUGGUGCUGGUAGCUGGCGCUUUUCAUGGUGUCGCUGCUGCGCGGCCAUUGCAUGGAGAUAAGCAGAAAUGGCGAGGAGAAAGCUUUCUGCGGAUUCAUCAGUCUCUCCAGAGAGGUCCAGUUACGCCGUCUAAACCUUCCCCUUGCGGCCACACUCCCGGCGGAACCGGCCACUGUCCAUUAAUGAACGAAAUGAACUAG